Messenger RNA from Notolabrus celidotus (New Zealand spotty), 1102 nucleotides. RefSeq names its product transmembrane protein 17A. Gene Ontology annotation, cellular component: ciliary transition zone. The record is from RefSeq and is a predicted model, not a curated record. NCBI's taxonomy places the organism in Eukaryota, Metazoa, Chordata, Actinopteri, Labriformes, Labridae. Bases 155 to 823 code for a protein of 222 amino acids. The transcript is spliced from 4 exons. Gene Ontology annotation, biological process: non-motile cilium assembly.
AUUUGUACCUGUGCCUUCAUUCAUUUGUUGCUACUUGUGUGAUUUCACGCACAGCCAGGAUUAGCAGCAGACUCCGACACACAAGCAGAGUUUUGGACCGUGUGGAACGUUUCCUGAUUCUUUGGCGUGGUCAUGGUCAGAAGCUUUAUCCACAAUGCCUGUGUUUUACUCACCUGUCCCAGAGAACCUGCAGAUGGGCCUGAGCUACAUGGGGGGCUCAGUGUUCACCAACAACAGGACAGCUGACAGCGACUACAGCAGGGAGCAGGAGGACGCCAACGUGGUCAACGAGCUUGUUUCCCACCUUCCCCUGCAGAUGCUGCUCUACUUCAACAUGUUUUAUUUCCCCUGCUGGUGGUUCUCUGCAGUUUUCAUGUUGGAAGUGAAGUUCUAUUAUCUCCCUGGGUACUACCAGGCUCUGCUCGUCACCGGGAUGAUCCUCCUCACAGUCGUCGAAGUGGUCCGGCUUUAUCUGGGCUACAUUGGAAACCUCAAAGAAAAGGUGCCGGAGUUGGCAGCCUUCUGGCUCCUGUCUUUCAUGUUCCAGCUGCCAGUGCUGCUCUUCUUCCUGACUGAUGAAGGAAUUAUCAUCCUGCCUCUGGAGAGAGCUGUCCACUCCCUUUACCUCCUCUUCCUGCUGGCAGAGAUCCUGGCCUCCUUCCUGGCUCUCAGAACCAUGACACGAAAGCUGACCCUGCUCUUCUACUUGCGCCAAUUUGGCAAGGUGGAAAGCUUCCAUCAAGCUGGGAUGAGCCCUGUGUACGGGCUGCCAUAUCACCGCAGUGUGCUACCCGUGUCACCAGCACAUGAUAUUUUUAAUUGAAGAACACUGUCAGUAUACUCUAAGGUGCGUUAAGAGGAUUCUUGCUUGCAUCAUUCAUGUUUGACUUUGAGCUCCUUAAACCACAUCUGGUGCUUUAAAGAAUGCCUCUGAAGACUGCCAGAGAAUUCAUGUUAAAAUGUUUGCCAUCAUAUGUGGUACCAUGAGCAUUCCAAUACAGCCGUCAAACUAUUUUAUAAAAACAUGUUUGUGUCAUCCUCAUAGACUGUAUAAAAUGGACAUAGUAUCCGUGAUGUCACCCAUCUGUUUCUGAGCGCUGUU